Messenger RNA from Tachysurus vachellii, 5112 nucleotides. RefSeq names its product cilia and flagella associated protein 74 (gene cfap74). The record is from RefSeq and is a predicted model, not a curated record. The coding region runs from base 32 to 5104 and encodes 1690 amino acids. The transcript is spliced from 39 exons. Lineage: Eukaryota; Metazoa; Chordata; Actinopteri; Siluriformes; Bagridae.
UCUCACUGCGCUCAGCUGGCUCCCGGUCUCCAUGGAAACGCAGCAAACAGGAGCUCAAGCUCAAAAAAAAGGGCAGCUUACAGCAGAAGUUGCUUAUUUGGCUACUGAAGUCAACAUCAUAAUGGACAGUAGUUCAUCUGAGGACUUUGCAGAAGCACCUGAACAUGAAGAAGCACAAAACAACUGGAGUGAUGAGGACAUAAAAGCAGAAGAAGCUGGAAUGUGGGAGACUGUGAUCAAUGAUGAAGAUGGCAUUUCUGCUGAUUAUUCUGUGGACAUGAGUGACCCCGAAUGGGAUGUGAACCUGGUGUCUGAAGAUGUGGAGCUUGAUGAGAGGGAGAACAUGGAUUGUUCCCGGAUGUUCAAGCUGAGAAGGGGCCUGGACCAGCUGGACCAUUUUUACAAACAGAAGGAGCUUAACAUGUUAAAGGCCAGGGAGGAACUGAAAGCCUGUCGUAUUCAUGUGACCGAGCUGGAAAAACAGAGAGACGACAUAGAAAGUGACAUAGAAAGGGAGAAGCAGGCAGAGAACAGUGCAGCCGUAUUCCGCCUACGUGCCAGCCACAAGUGUGUUUGUGCCGAACUUCAAGCAGAGGAGGAGCUGGAGGCUCAUCUAGCCAUGGUCUUGCAAGAACAGGAACUGCAGCUUUGUCAAGUGGAGGUAGAACUUGGCCAGUACCUAGGUCUGCGACAGGAGUUGGAGCAGGACGAGAAGACAUUGCAGUCCAUGAAAAAGGAGAAGCACAAUCAAAGACUCGAAAGGGAGAAGAGCAUCACCAAGAGAGCCAAACUGAAAGCACUGCGUGCCAAAAAUGAGCAGGAAAGGGCCUUACAAGAGCAAGCAGAGCUUAACCUGAGGAAGAAGGAUCAGAUCCUGGCAAGCCGACAAAAAACAGCAGUCUUCCUUAAACAGACUCUCAAGAGAAUGCGUGAAAAAGAAGAAGAGCAAAAAAAGACGAAGAAGGAGUUGAUGAAGAGAAGGAUAGAAGCAGCAGAAUCACUGAAGGCCAAUAUAGCAGCCAGUCAGGAAGCGCUGCGUGUGAGAAAGCUUAAGGAGAAAGCUUGCUUACAGAAGCUAAAAGAGGAGGAAAAUUGUUGUGAACAGUUAUGGCAAGAUGCCGGAUUGAACAGCUUCAAGCUCAUGCACAUGCACAAAGCGCAGGAGGAGUUCAACCGAAAGCAAGAGGAAUUCCAGGAGAGGCAGAAAGCUAGACGGCUGGAGAUAGUCUCCAAACUUCUGGUAGAAGAAGAGCAAAAGGAGAGACUGAAAAAACAACAUCCACCAGCACCUGUGACUCAGAGGAAGGUCCUAAAGCGACGGGAACAAAAACUGUUGAAGGACUUACUGCCUCAUUCAGCUUCUGUAGAGAGAGAGUUAAUUCAGAAUAGGAGUCCAACCCAUCCUGUGUCAUCACCCGCAAGCUCCAGGGGCGACAUCAAUUCUUCUCUGGAUUCCAUGGAGGAACAGGGUUGGAGAACAAGGACUGAGGCAGACUGGCUAACAGAAGGAAAAGAAGACCAAGAGUGUCUGGUCCAACCCGAGUUCACCGGCCUUUGGGAUCGCAAAUACAGUGAUUACGUGAGCAUGUCGGAUAAAGACAUCCCUCUCAAAACAUCCGUGUUGAAGUCCAUGAAGACAGGUCCAGACAAAACUCUGACUUCAAAAGGAACCAAGAAAUCUACAAGUGGCAAAGAGCUAAAAGGACCAUCAUUUGUCAGCAAACCAGAAACCGUCUUAUUUAAGGAUUUUGACCUCGAAAGGACGUAUAAGAAAAAAGUCGUACUUACAAACACCUCUAAUGUCACAAAUUACUGCAGAAUCGUGGGAGUCUCACAAAACCUCUUGGAUUUUAUAUCUGUAAGUUUUGAGCCUCCAGGACCAAUGUCAGCAGGCAUGUCGUGUGAACUAGAGACUGUUUUUAGACCUUUGCUGAACAAAGAUUUGGAUGGCGAGAUCCAGUUUCAUUCGGCUACUGGUCCCUUUUCUGUCAUAAUCAAGUGCAGAACAAAAAAAUGUGAGAUGGUUGUUGAUAGCAGCCUCAUUGACUUUGGCACGCAUGUGGUCGGGGAGACAAUUUCACGGGUAAUCACUCUGACCAACAGGGGGGCACUGGGUACUCGCUAUUCACUGGCUCCCCUCUCCCCAAACUGCCUUCAGUUGCAUAAUGUAUCGCAACCUUCCUUUCCUAGAAAACAGGAACCAAGUGAGAGUGGCACUGUGAAUGAAGCUGCUUUAUGUCAUGAGGAAACAAUUCAAGAAGAGAAAGAAAAUGCUACCUGCAAUGCUCAAAUGGAUCCAGAUACAUCCCGAACCAGCUGUGACACAUCUGUAGGUGUUGAGGCUUUAGGAGCUGAUGGUUUAGAGGAGAGUGAGGCUACAGAGGUUAAACAGGACCAUGACACUGAAGCCACUGAAAUCAGCAUUGGUAAAGUGCUUGAGGGUGAGGUGGGCCCAUUUGCUAGCAUCAAACUGCCCAUCGUUUUCACACCGACCAUCCCAGGAGAAACUAAGCUAGAUAUUAAAAUCACCUUUUCACAGCCCAACUGUCAAGCGAUUGUAGUGUCAGCAUAUGGAGUGGCUGAGAGUGUUCCUGUGUGGGUGACCAAGCCAAGCAUGGACCUAAAGAUUUGCAUGUAUGAUCGCCUUUACCAAGACUGCAUUGAAGUGCAAAGCAGAGCCAGCACAGCACUCAGAUUGACAUUCGAAGUAUGCAAGGAGCUGAAGAACCACAUGGACAUCCUGCCUAAAACGGGCUUCAUUCAGGCAAAGUCAAGCUUUCAUGCCCAGCUCAAAUUCCUGCCCAGAUGUAGCCUGCCAGAGGACGCCAAGUCCUUCUUUGACUCGAACACGGGAGUCCUGGAGGUACCUCUUAAUAUACAGGUGGCUGAUCAGGCAAAGCCUGUUCCCUUCACUGUCCACGCUAUUGUGACCACCUCUGAUCUGAAGUUUGACCGCACCGAGGCGGAUUUUGGGCACUGCACCGUGUUCGAGUCUGUUCAAACCACUGUGCGUCUCACCAACCUCUCUUUAUUGCCCCAGGACUUCGGCUUUGUGGGUAUUCCCAAGUUCAUUGAUGUCCAGCCUAAUGAUGGCUUUGGCACGCUGCUCCCGCUACAGACGUUGGACAUUGAUCUGAUCUUCAGUGCUUCAAAAGCAGGCGAAUACAACUUCGAACUCUCCUGCAAGUCCGGAAUUAAUCGAGUGUUUCUGUUACCAUGCCAUGCAAUUGGAGUGCGCCCUGUCCUGGAGCUCUCUAAUUCCCUGGUGCAGUUUGGAGCAACAGCAGUAGGAGAUCGGUCCACAGCAGUUCUUUAUGUGCUGAACUCCCACACCAGUCUCAAUGACUUUACACACCCUAUGCCACGCAUUGGAAAGGGCCACGUCUCUCCUGUAGGUGCCAGAUUCUUCUCAUUCACUCCUCCUGAAAACUCUGAAUUUACAGUAAGCCCCACUACAGGACGUGUGCUGCCUGGUCAGAGGUGUCUGGUCCAAGUUACAUUCAGCCCGUCGCUGUCUGAUGACGCCAUCAAGGCAGAGGCUGUUCGGCUCCUGUCGCAGAAAGAGGAGCAACAGAAGAAGGAGAUACCAGAACAACAAAAAGAGGAACCAAAGAAGAGGAAGAAGUCUCCCAUAAAUCAUAACUCAAACAAGCUAAAUGAGAAGACUAGCUCUCUGACUACCAGAAGUGAGAGUCCUUCACGGGCCCAGAAACCAGAAGACAUACAGAAGAACUCAGAUGAGUAUGUUGCUGCGAAGGCCUCUCUACUCCGCACUUACCAAGAGAGAUGCAGCCGUUACGUCAUCCCCUGCUUUGUGUCCAAUGGAGACAUUACACCCCAAAAGGAAUCGGGGGAACCCUUAUACAGCCCAUAUAACACACUGUACCUGGAGUUGCAUUGCCCUGCUGUUCGACCCAUGCUGAUGAUCGUCUCUGACAACGGUGAAACCACCAUCAAUUUCAACCAGGUGGCAGUCGGCCAGAAGGUUUUGAAAAAGGUGACAAUCCAGAACAUUUGUUCAGAGUUUGUUCAGCUGAAGUCUUCGCUGCUGGACUUAAACGGGCCCUUUGCUGUGUUGAACGCGAUGAGAGGAGUCAAGCCUGGAGCGACACACACACUCCUGGUGGCCUUUACGCCGGCUUUUGCUAAAAAGUAUCGUGAAAUACUGGAGGUGAGCUGCAGUAAAAUGACCCUGGAGUUCACGCUGUGUGGAGAAGGCAUCGAAUCUCUUGUCAACUGCAAUCAUGAGGGACGAAUCAUGGAUUUCGGCUACGUGUUAGAGAAACAGAUAACCAACCAAGUGUUUACGCUCCAGAACGCUUCCGCUCUGCUUGUACAGUUCAGUGUGUUGUUGGACAGCCUCAGCAUCUCCAAACACAAGGACACACGCUUGCUUCCAGAUUUUCUCUCUACAUAUUACACACCAUGCACAACUCUAGGCACUCAGAAUUACAGCGGUCAGAGUGUGUUCAGUGUGUCGCCUCCAGAAGGCACUAUUGCCCCCGGUGAAACUCAGGACAUCACUGUGACGUUCCAGCCUGAUCACGAGAGUCUACAUUACAGAGAUGUACUCCAUGUACAGCUUAUGAACCAUCAAACAGUGUGUGAUCUGGAGUUACGGGGUGCAGCACGAUGUCACACCAUGUUUGUUUGCGGUGGUGAUCCGUUAGACAUGAGCUCUGAAUCACUCAUCCCUCCAAACAUAUACAGAGCAGGUGAAGCAGAACACACAGAGAGGAAGAAGCUGCCCACACCUAUCUUGCUGACUCUGAGAUGUGUGUAUCGUGAGGACCAGGUGACAGCGGCAGUGCGGGAGUUGGAGGUGGGCUGCAUCCACAGCACACAAACACACAAGAAGAAUGGAGAGUUUUCAUGGGAGAACAUAGCUGGUCUUCAGCAGCAUGGGUUCAGCGUGGACCCCACCAAAGGAAGUGUGGAUGCAGGUCAUAGACGUACCAUCACUAUCACUUGGACCCCACCUGCUGGACACACUCCCAACAAGGUAGUACAGCUGUGUGUUCCGCUGAUUUUGAAAGGAGACCAGACUGAACUGUACAGCGUCACACUCAUGGCCUUCACGUCCCAGCACAAACUUCCUGGAUAAACUUCAGA